This is a messenger RNA of Exaiptasia diaphana, 3984 nucleotides long. Its product is annotated as transportin-3. Gene Ontology annotation, cellular component: cytoplasm; nuclear membrane. The record is from RefSeq and is a predicted model, not a curated record. Gene Ontology annotation, biological process: protein import into nucleus. Gene Ontology annotation, molecular function: small GTPase binding. The transcript is spliced from 30 exons. NCBI's taxonomy places the organism in Eukaryota, Metazoa, Cnidaria, Anthozoa, Actiniaria, Aiptasiidae. Bases 55 to 2811 code for a protein of 918 amino acids.
CAAAAUGGCGUCUGUUGGCUGACUAGAAGGUUAAUUUUCUGGACAUUUUACAGCAUGGAAAAGCCAUCAGUGGAGCAAGUUCAGAGUGUAAUCAAUACUUUAUACUCUAAUCCAGACCCGCAUAGUAAAGAAAAAGCUUCAGAAUGGCUGGGAAACUUGCAGAGAUCGAUGCAUGCUUGGGAAAUAGCAGACAAUCUCCUGAUGAUGAACAUMAAUAUAGAAACAACUUAUUUUGCUGCUCAAACCAUGAGAACAAAGAUUCAGUAUUGUAUUAGUGAACUUCAACAUCAUCAGUAUGAGUCAUUGAAAGAUUCCAUCAUCAACCAUCUGUCUAAUUUACAUUCUAUUUCCCAACCUGUUGUCACUCAGUUAUGUCUUGCCUUAGCAGACCUUGCMGUCCAGAUGCCUCAAUGGACUGAUGUAGUCUCAAGUCUAUAUCAAAGGUUUGGCUCUUCCCUUGAAAGCCUGCCAAUUUUAUUAGAAAUAUUAACAGUUUUACCUGAAGAGGUUGACAGUCAUCAUUUAAGAGUUGGAGCAAAUAGAAGAGAAGGAGUUUUGAAUGAUUUAAGAGGCUCUGCUAAUACUACUUUGUAUUUAUUGUCAACCUGCUUAGAAAAAUGUCCUGCUUCUGAGAAAAUAAGAGUUAAGAUUUUUCGAUGUGCAGGAAGCUGGAUAUUACUGGGUGCUUUUCCUCCAAUAGAGAUUGCUAAUAGUAAACUUUUAUCUACAACUUUCGAAAUACUUUCUAAUCCAACAUCUAACGUUAGUGACACACUGCAUGAGGCUGCGGCUGAUUUUAUUUGCAAUGCACUUUAUACUUCAGAGGAUAUUGCAAAACAUCAGCCGCUUGCAGAAGCUCUUUUUAAGCAAGUCAUGUUGCUYCCCCCUGCAUAUGAGGCAGCAAUCAAUGAGGAAGACUUUGAUAGGUCGCUAAAUUUAUGUCGAGUUUUUACAGAAAUGGGAGAAUCUUUUCUUGAACAAAUUGUUCAUACACCAGGAAAGAGUCUUGGAGAUUUACAAACUUUAAAUUUUUUAUUAACCUGUGUACAGCACAAUCAGUAUGAGAUUGCAGAAGUAACAUUUAAUUUCUGGUAUCGUUUAUCGGAGUCAAUUUUCAAGCUUCAAAAUGAAAACCAAGUAGCCAUAUUUAAACCAUAUUUUGAAAAACUUAUUGCAGCAUUAAGCUUACACUGUAGGAUGGAGCCUGAUCAUGAAGGUAUACCAGGAGAUGAUAAUGAAUUUGGUGAAUUCAGAGAAAGAGUGGCUGAUCUUAUCAAAGACUGUGUAUUUAUUGUUGGAUCUACCAGCUGUUUUCAACAGAUGUACUUAAGUCUUGUAAACCAGAGUAGUCAAUCAUGGGAGAUAUCUGAGGCAAUACUGUUCGUCAUGGCAACUAUUGCUAGAUCUGUGAGCCUAGAUUCAGAACUUGUCAGUCAGUUUUUACCAGUACUACUAAACCUACCUACCAAUGUCCAUAUUGCUGUCAAAUAUACAAGUAUUAGAGUAAUCGGUGAAUUGGCAGAAUGGAUUGAAAAGCAUCCUGAUUUUAUUGAUCCUCUGAUGCAAUUUUUAUUGACUUCUGUUCAAACCCAUGGCUUGUCAUCUAUUUGUGCCUCAGCCAUUGAGAGCAUAUGCCUAUCAUGCCACAAAGAAAUGGGACGACAUUUUGAUGUUUUAGCACAGGUUGUUGCAGCAACAGAUUCUUUAAGCAUUUCAGGAGAAGCUACCCUUGGAAUGAUUAAAGGUGUGAGUAAGAUUCUGGAGGGUGUGACAGCAGAUAAAGUUACUGAUGGAUUCAGACGUUUAUGCAGCACACAAGUCAAUGCUCUUUCACAGAUUGUAAAUGCACAGGGAACCUCACCAGAUCCUACUCUCUGGCUAGAUAGAUUAGCAGCUGUGUUCAGAUUUACUGAACAUAAAGUUGAAGAAGGCAAGGCUCAUCCAUGUCAAGAAGUGAUAGAAGAGGUUUGGCCAAUAAUCUCUAGUGUUUGUGACAAAUACCAAAUGGAUAAUAGAAUUAUUGAACGGUGCUGCAGGUGCAUAAGGUUUGCUAUAAGAUGCAUUGGCAAGUCAGCAAGAAAUCUUUUAACCCCUUUAGUACCACAGAUGGUAAGGAUCUAUGAAGCUCACAGGCAUUCAUGUUUUCUGUACCUGGCAAGUAUCCUGGUUGAUGAAUAUGGUGAUGAACAAGUCUGUAUACCUGGACUACUAGAGAUGACUAAGGCCAUGUCAUUGCAAACAUUACAGCUUCUUAGYGGAGCGCAAGGACUAGUGAAUCAUCCAGACACCAUUGAUGAUCUCUACAGACUAAGCUCAAGGUGCCUUCAGAAGUUCCCAUUAAUGUUCCUGCAAUGCAAUAUUGCAGUACCUGCAAUCCAAUGCGCCAUUGCAGCCUCUACAUUACAGCACAGAGAAGCCAAUGCCUCAGUUAUGAAAUUUCUGAAGGAAAUGAUUCAUGCUGGUACAAAAAAUACCAAAAAUCAUCAUGAUUGUGUCAAUCUUGUUCAUCAAAUACUCUCUACCCAUGGCCAGGAAUUAACAAAAGGGCUUAUAAAUGCCUGUGCUGGUGGUAUCCCUACAUAUAUGGUCCCUGAAGUAGCUGAUGUCAUCUGGGAGCUUUUAUGUUUCUCUAAACAGGAUGCUCUUGACUGGGUUGGACAGGCUCUCCACUCUUUACCUACACAGGCYGCACCAGGACAUAUAGUAGCAACACGAGAACAACUACAACAGUUUCAUCAAUCUAUAUCAAGUGCACGGUCCCAGAAUGCAGUAUGGAAAGCUGCCAAGGUCUUCUCUCGAUUGUUCAUGUAGCAAGCUCAUUGAAAUAUAAAGAGAACAAAACGAACUGGUUCAGUGAAGAGCAUUUCCCMGCAGCUCCUAAAGAAGUGAUGUUCUACAGCUUAGUAACUGACAACUCCUUACCAACAGCAGUAAAUAAUCAGUGAUUUUACAGAAUAGAAAUCUGUACGUUUGAAUCGAUAAAAAGUUCAUUGUUCAUGUUACAUCACUARUAACACUCUGAAAACUGCAGUAAGCARAAAARCCAGUAAWUUAUCAAUGAUUUUAUGGAGUAGAMAUCUGUACAUUUGACUUGAUAGAAGUUCAUUGUUCAUGUUUCAUCACUAGUAACUCUCUGAAAACUGCAGUAGACUGAACAGCGUUGUACAGUAGACAUCUGUGAAAAUGUGUAUAAUAAUUAAAGACAGUUGCAACUCUAUAGAAACUGCAGUAAGCCAUGUCAGUCAUGAUGAAACUAUAUGAAGAGACAUUUUGAUCUGCGAAGUGUGAACAACCAUUAUUUUAUGACAUCRAAGAAAGCAUCUUUUUCAUGAAAUAAUCAAUCCAGUGAUUGUGCCGGUAGGCAAAGUAGUAUUUUUAUUUUAUUUUCAUGCAAGUUGCAAAUACAUUACUUUUAAAAGAUCUGUCCAUAGAAGAGCUACCCUCCACAGUAUUGUACACRCACUUAGUCCAUGAAACAAAAAGUACUAAUUACAAACUAUUUAGCAUUUAGUCAAAAGAAUGGUUUUCAUCUGACUGUGAAACAACUCAAAUAUCCAGUAUUUAAUAGUAUGUAUUAAUUGUAUUCCAAUGAACGAAAGUAUUUUAAGGGUCUAUGGUCUACUAGUGUCUAUUAGCUUAUGAAUUAUUUCGCAGUCAGAUGAAAACCACUCUAAAACCACUAUACUAAGUUUUAAUCUCCUCGUAUCCGUGUUCAGUUUUGGCCACGCAUCACUCAACCUCUCACUUGGUGUGGAGAAGUUGCGUGAUGCGUGUCUGAAACUAACAUUGUAGGAAACUAAGUUGUACCAUGUUAGAAUCAAGAUAUCUGUGAAAUGGUUUGCAAACUAAUCUAGGCAAAGUAGUGUAAAAUCCUUUGUCUUGUUAAAUAAGUGCAAUUUCUUACUAAAUGUUUCCCUGAUUGCACUCUUCUUACCCUCACAGAAAUUCACAAAUACAUUUUUUUUUGUUAGAAUUUGACAAAUA